UUCAAGAGUGAGAGAGUUUUUCUGUUAAUUAUUAGAAUUUCAAUUUAGUUUCUCAGAUUGGAAAAAGAUCUAAAGCAAGCAAGAAGGGGAGAGAGAGAGAGAGUACUUGUCUGUUUUUUACGGAGAUUGAGAGCCAAGGCCGUGAGAGCUGAUCAGUCCAAACAAACUAGUAAAGUGAUUUAUGGAGCAAUGCAAAUUUGGGGGAUCUAUAUCGGAAAAAGAGUUGAGUUCUAUUUGUGUUUGUUUCUUUGGAAAAUAUUACAUAGGAUGCCGUCGAGGAUUCCUCGUUAAGUCUCAAUAGAUGCUAGUGCUGAGCUUGUGUCAAGACUAGUGUCGAGAUUCACUUAAUCAGUUUUUCUUCACUUGUUUCUUGGUUCAAUCUUCAUGUUUUUAAUGAUACCACUUGUGAUGUUUGUGCAAAAUACUUUUUGAUACAUUAAAUCCAAUUUAGAUCUAUCUAAUUACAAGUAAAGUGCAUUUUGUUAAAAAAUAUGCCAAUGCAUAGAAAAUAUGACACUAACAAUGAUCUUUUUCAAUCAAGUAUUAGUGAAUUUUGAUGCAAUAUUUAAUUGUUGAUUCUUGCAUCUUAGACCUUGCUUGCAUUGUUUGAUUUUAUAUAUAUCUCAUUUUAUUUAACAAUAAGUAGCGGUUCUAGCUUAGUCAAUAUGCGUUUCAGUUUAAAUCAAUCUAAACAUGAUGUUGGUAAUUAGAUGUAAGUCCAUUUUUAGACCCACUUUUGUCUAUUAACUUCUGGUAUUUCUUUUUGCUGGUUUUACAAGAGGUAGUACUGAAGAUGCAGAAGCUAUUGGUGUAACCUGCAAGGACUGUCAUUGGAUUGAAUGGAUGCAAAGAAAGCUUUGUCAUUGAAUUAUGAAUUUCUAUCCCUAUAGUUUUGCAAGUAUACUUUAAUCUGUUGGAAUGGACCAAGAAGUUAUUAUUUGGAUUUAAGAAAGAAUGGGAGCAGCAGUGGAUCAUGUUUCCCCCAUGAGCAUGAGUGAAGGCUCAGCUGAAGGAAAUGACAAGAGCGAAGGGCAGUGCUUUUCCUGCAAAAACAAGCUGACAGCGCUUGUAGUGGAUAAUGGAGGAGUAUGCCAAGCCAUACAGACUGCAAUCCUACGUUCCUAUGGUGUGGAAACAGAAGCUGUAGAGACUGGGGAGGCUGCAGUGGAGCUCAUUGCCUCUGGAGCAACUUUCAAUCUCAUUAUCAUUGAGAUGCUUCUGCCUUUCAUGAAUGGCCCUGAGACUGCUAAGCAGAUUCGUGCCAUGGGGGGCCAAAGCAAGAUUUUGGGUAUCACUGCAUUUUUUGAUGAAAGGGACCAACAAGAAUUUCUUGCAGCUGGAGCGGACAAGUACAUUGAAAAGCCAUUGUCACCAGAAAUUGUGAUCCCAAUCAUAAGGGAGCUCGACAACUAGAUGUGAAAGCGCACAUCUAAAUAGCUAGAGGACUUAUUGCAAUGCUGAUCACUAUCAUAUCAUAUUGUACCGUUAUCAUUUUCUAUGUUCUUAGUGUGGACUGAUACUCAUUUGUCAUAGGUACUUGAAGUACAUCUAUAGUAUUUGUGGCAAUUGGAGACAUAUAUAUGUCCGUGUGCUUGUCCUUUAAAAUUUAAAUAAA
Quercus robur (English oak) is the source of this 1615-nucleotide messenger RNA. Its product is annotated as two-component response regulator 24-like. NCBI's taxonomy places the organism in Eukaryota, Viridiplantae, Streptophyta, Magnoliopsida, Fagales, Fagaceae. The record is from RefSeq and is a predicted model, not a curated record. Gene Ontology annotation, biological process: phosphorelay signal transduction system. Bases 955 to 1413 code for a protein of 152 amino acids. The transcript has 3 exons.